AUGAGAAACCCAUCACCCUCUGCGUCUGCAGGAGAAGGACCACAACCAGCGAAGACGCCGUGUUGCAGCAAGGUAGGGUUAAAGAGAGGGCCAUGGACACCUGAAGAGGAUGAGCUUCUUGUCAACUACAUCAAAAAAGAAGGGGAAGGUCGCUGGCGUACCUUGCCUAAAAGAGCUGGACUUCUCCGCUGUGGUAAGAGUUGCCGUCUCCGAUGGAUGAACUACCUGCGUCCCUGUGUAAAACGCGGCCAGAUCGCUCCUGAUGAAGAAGAUCUCAUUCUUCGACUGCAUCGCCUUCUAGGAAAUAGGUGGUCACUGAUAGCUGGGAGAAUUCCAGGGCGUACAGAUAAUGAGAUCAAGAAUUACUGGAACACUCACCUCAGCAAGAAGCUGAUAAGCCAAGGAAUUGAUCCAAGAACCCACAAGCCGCUUAACCUUGAAUCUUUUGAUCAUCAAAAAGCUUCUUCAUCUAAAGCCAAUCGCAAAACAUCAGGCCUUAUGAGUAAUAAUAAUAAUUCAACUGUUGCAGCUCCUUCUUCUGGUGUGGAAGAAACGAACAGCGGGGGCAGUACACAGAUCAUCAGCAACAAAGAAAAUGUAUGCAUUGAAAACACUUCCUUGGAUCAUCAUUACCAAUUGACGGGGAACAAUAAUGCUGAUCCCAGCCAUGGAUAUUCAAGUUUGCUGAAUUGUGGUAAUGGUACUUGUGGGAUGCAUUUGAUAAGCAACGCUCAAGGGCUUAGCAACGAAGAAGACGAAGAUAUCAAUUACGGCACCGACGAUGUCUUCUCUUCAUUUCUCAAUUCACUUAUCAAUGAGGAAGCUUUCACUAGCCAGCAGAUGCAGCAAGAAGGCAACCUGAUUGUGGCCAGUUCGGAUCCUUUGCUUUCAACCAGUACUUCAACUUUUGGCUAUGGCCCUAGCUGGGAAUCUGUUCUCAUGUCCCCCACUAACCAAAAUGAUCCCAGCAAGAGGGUUAACGAUCAUCUCCACUAGCAGUACGUCUAUAUUCCAAAUGCAGCACCUGCAUUCGCUGAGGCACGAAUUAAUAGUUAGCAGGAAUGCUAGGGGUUUGAUCGGUUUAUCAUUUUAUGUACACUAUUUAAUAAAAUAUCUAUUAUUGUUUGGUGUCUGUAACGUAAGCAUAUGAACUCCAUUUUCAGAACAAUGUAUGAUGUGAACUUUGUGUGCGAAUGAAUGUAUGUUGUUAUAUAGUAA
This is a messenger RNA of Manihot esculenta (cassava), 1218 nucleotides long. RefSeq names its product transcription repressor MYB5. The transcript has 2 exons. Bases 1 to 996 code for a protein of 331 amino acids. The record is from RefSeq and is a predicted model, not a curated record. Lineage: Eukaryota; Viridiplantae; Streptophyta; Magnoliopsida; Malpighiales; Euphorbiaceae.